Venturia canescens is the source of this 1720-nucleotide messenger RNA. RefSeq names its product syntaxin 17 (gene Syx17). Lineage: Eukaryota; Metazoa; Arthropoda; Insecta; Hymenoptera; Ichneumonidae. The record is from RefSeq and is a predicted model, not a curated record. Gene Ontology annotation, biological process: vesicle-mediated transport; intracellular protein transport; vesicle fusion. Gene Ontology annotation, cellular component: SNARE complex; autophagosome membrane; endomembrane system. The transcript is spliced from 5 exons. Gene Ontology annotation, molecular function: SNAP receptor activity; SNARE binding. The coding region runs from base 410 to 1345 and encodes 311 amino acids.
AACAUCGUACGCUGUACCAAAAGAACUGAGUUCUUUGACUGUACGUUCGCUGUCAGUACUCAGUACGUCAUAGUAAAACAGCUGAUUGUUUUAUUUUUAUAACGCACAUACACAGUAAGAAAAAAAAACCAGGAACGAAAAAAUAAGAGACGCACAAAAACAGUGGAAUAGUGGUAUCGAUUAUCGUGAAGGGGUAUUUAUCUGGGACAUUGCUCUCUCUCAUGCUCUUUCGGAGGUUAAAAAAUGUGGUGUAAAUACAAUCGCAGUAAACAGAAGUGUACAUAACAGAGAGUUUGAAAGAGCGACAAGGUCGCAAACAAUAUUAAGCGUUCCGUCAAGCAAAUGACUCGAAAAUCUUAAAGUGCACGAUUCAGUAAAAUACAUAUUUUUUUUUCAUUCAACUUUCGUCAUGUCUGUCACGAGCGAUCAAACAAACAAUGGCGGUUCAAAACAAUCGAUCAGAAGACUCGAAAUUCCAAUAAGUAAAUUUAACGAUGUGGCGAUACCGCAUCAUUUGGACUUGCUCAGACAUCACAAAAACAAUAUUAAAAAAUAUCAAAGAAUGCGCAAUUGGGAACUAGUUAGAAAGGAACAAAUCAAUGCUGCUAGAUUGACCAAGCAGAUGGAACAGUUACUCUAUGAAAUGGACACUCUUAGAUCUCAAGUACGGGAUGAAGAUAUUGACAAAUUUGACAAACUCACCUUCAAUUCUAGAACCAGCACUAUUGCAGCAAUCAAAGAAUAUCUUGAGUUAUCAUUCGAACCGCCGUCGGCCACAUCAUCCAGACCUGAAUCACCCAAAAAUGAAGAUCAAAAUGCCACAGACCCACUUGAGCAACGUCAAAUUGACCUGCACGCAGAAGAGGAAGAUUUGGAAAGACAAAAAGCCUGUUUGCAUGCUUGGAAUUCUCUGCAACAAGAUUUGCAACAGUUACAUCAGUUGUUUGUCGACUUCAAUCAAAUAAUAAUGGAUCAACGUGAACAAAUUGAAAAUGUAGAAAAUAAUGUAGUCACAGCAGACAUAAAUGUGCAACAAGGUGUGAAAUGUCUCGAAAAAGCAUCAAAGUACAAAGCAGCGAUUUAUCCAGUAGCCGGAGCACUGCUCGGCACUUGUCUCGGUGGUCCAGUGGGACUCGUAGCAGGAUUAAAACUAGGUGGUCUAACAGCUAUCGGUGGGGGCCUUUUAGGAUUCACUGGAGCAACAUUACUGAAAAAACGCCAAUUGGCGAUAAAGCAAGAAAGCGAAAUAGAGUUGAAAGCACAAGAAGAAACAAGGAAAAAUAAUCUCACAAAUUCGACAACAAGCUUGCAAUCUUUGACUGUGGAUUCCAAAAAAAAAUUGUGACAAAAGGCUAAAAGUAAUGCAAAUAAUCAAAAACUCGACUCGUGCUAUCUACUCUGAUCUGACAAUCCUCGAUUUUUUAGGACCUGCUUCAACGAAAUUUACUCAUAAUUCUCACAUUCUUUUCACAUGAAAUUAUGACAAUUUCCCACCAAAUCGCUAGUAGCUGUGAUUCGCGCCUAAAAAUAUCGUACUCUAUUUUAUAUACGAAAGCACAUAAGUUUGCUUUUUGGAAUGGUGAUCGACUUUUUUUGUAAAUCGAUCGAUAAGCGGUCAAAUUUUUAUUCUGAUAUAUAUGUACAUCACGUUGUAUUAUGAUGAGUGAUAGAAUUUGCAAAAGAAUUCAUAUAGGAUAUUCGAAUAAACCGAUAAAAACUA